Molecule: messenger RNA, 2576 nt
Organism: Capra hircus (goat)
Lineage: Eukaryota; Metazoa; Chordata; Mammalia; Artiodactyla; Bovidae
Product: nephrocan
Exons: 3
Coding region: 66-1604 (512 amino acids)
Molecular function (GO): protein binding
Source: RefSeq, a predicted model, not a curated record
ACGGUAUAAAAAGUGAGACAUUGCCUGAACACUUGCCUGCUACGUGAGAGGCCCUGUUUUGGGAGAUGUGUCUGCUCUACACUUUCCUUGCUCUGCUCUCUCUCUGCUAUGGUUUCGAUCCUCGCUGUCCUGGACGAUGCAGCUGUGACUCAGAGCAGUCGGUGCAAUGCUACAGGCUAAUGGAGGUGCCAUCGGGCAUUCCUUCCACCACCAGGAAGCUCUACAUCAGCCAUAGCAAAAUUCAACACCUUCAGCUAUCUAACUUUACCCAAAUGUUAGCUCUAGAAGAUUUUCUUCUGCUGGCCAGUGGAACAGAGUCAGUAGAAAACGACACUUUCAAAACUCUGAGUACUUUGAAGACCUUGGAACUUUGGAAAAAUAAGUUAAGACGGGUCCCCCGUGCUCUCCCGGCCAGUCUUGAAGUGUUAAAACUAAAUGAUAAUUCAAUAUAUGUCCUUCACGGAUCUGAUUUUGAAGGACUGAAGAAAUUAAAAAUCCUUGAACUGAAAAACAAUCUGAUCUCUUCUGUCUCUCCCAAUAUGCUCUCCUCCCUUGUCAGUCUGCAAAGCUUGAUGUUAGACGCCAACAACAUCGAGAAUGUGGAGGGACCGCUGGCACUUCCCCAUCUGAAACAUCUGAGCAUGGAGAAUAACAAGCUACAUCUCAUACCAGCUAGCUUCUUCACUUCCCUUCAGUCUCUGCAAUUUCUCAGUUUCAGUAGUAACUUUCUGACUAAAAUUCCUAUUAACCUCCCCAAAUCUUUGCUCUCUUUAAAAAUGGAGAGAAACCGGCUCAAAGCGGUGAGGUUUCGAGAUAUGAAACACUUAGAGAAUCUUUCCCACCUUUACCUGUCAGAAAACUCACUCUCUUCCAUCGAGGGGGCACAGCUCCUUGCCAAUUUAACCACCCUUGAGGUGUCCCAAAACCAACUUCAGACGUUGCCCCUCCGACUACCAGCCCGGCUACAAAAGCUGGAUAUCAGCAAUAAUCUGAUUCGGAAAGUUACGGCGCAAGAGUUCCGGGACCUCCGAGAUUUGAAACACUUGUUUCUGGACAACAACAUUGUCAGCUUGUUUGAAGCUGGAGCCCUGCAGAAGUGUUCCCAGCUCUCCAAUUUGGCCUUGGAGCAGAACCUACUCCUGUCUAUACCUCUGCGGCUCCCAGGAACCUUAGCCAGGCUGGACCUAAAAGGCAAUGCCAUCCAGGACAUUGCUGAGAGGGAGGUCAAGGAUCUGAAGCAGCUUCAGGUUCUAAACCUCAGGAACAACAAGCUUUCCGCUUUAGACCUCAAAGCCCUGGAGGUGCUGCCUCGCCUCCGGCACCUGUAUCUGGAUGGAAAUCCGUGGAAUUGCACCUGCAGCCUCCUGAGAGCCAGAGAGGUCCUGAAGGCCAAGGGCACAGAUGUGAGGGGAGGACAGUGUGUGGCACCAGCUGAACGACAAGGGGAGAGCUGGAUGUCUUCCAAGAAGAUCAUGAAGCAAUGUGAGCAUCACUUACAUCUGACCGAGAAAAGCAAAGAGACCAAAAAGAAACCAAAGCUGGAGGAGCACGCCAGCAUCAGAAUCAAUGUGGAUGAUGAUUACUAUGAUUAUGAGAUAGAUUAAGGAUGAGCUUUGUUUGCAGUUUAGGAAAAGGUUUUGUUUCUUUCUUUCUUAAAAGUAGACCUCAUUUUUAGAGCAGUUUUAGGUUCAUAGCAGAAUCGAGAGCAAAGUAUAGAGAUUUCCUGUAUACCCCCUCCCCCUACACAAACAUAGCCUCCCGCAUUACUACAUGUCCCACCAGACGCGGAACAUUUAUUACAGUUGAUGAACCUGUAUCAGCGCAUCAUAAUCACCUAAAGUCCACAGUUUACGUUGGGGUUCUCUUUUGGUGUUGUACAUACCAUCAGUCAGUUCAGUUGCUCAGUCGUGUCCAACUCUGUGCAACCCCAUGGACUGCAACACGCCAGGCCUCCCUGUCCAUCACCAAUUCCCAGUUUACUCAAACUCAUGUCCAUUGAGUCAGUGAUGCCAUCCAACCAUCUCAUCCUCUGUCAUCCCCUUCUUCUCCCACCUUCAAUCUUUCCCAGCAUCAGGGUCUUUUCCAAUGAGUCAGUUUUUCUCUUGAGAGAAGACCUUUUUUGAGAGUUCAAAAGUAUCAGUUCUUCUGUACAUACUAUGGGUUUGGACAAAUAUGUAAUGACAUGUAUUCACCAUUAUAGUAUCACACAUAGUAGUUUCACUGCCCUAAAAGUCCUCUUUGCUCCACAAAAAAUGCUUUUUAAUGUUCAAUCUCUUAAGCAGAAAUAUAUAAUACAUUUAGAGAUGCAAUAUUUUUAAAUAAGUUUUUCUUUUUUUUUAAUGAAUGAAAUGACAGUUAAGAUAAGUUGAAAUGACAGUUAAGAUAAGUUGAGGUGGGAGGAGUAACGUAGAAAAGAAGGUAUAAAUUCCUACCAUGUUAAAAAUAAUUUGUGUUUUAUUCUGAAACCUAGACAAACAGUAAUGCCCAAUAAAACCGCCAUCUAACUUCCUGCAAAUUGAGCAGAUUGUUUUAUCAAAUAAAAAGUGAUGAUUUCAUAUAUGAAGCUGGUACCUAAA